This is a messenger RNA of Notodromas monacha, 805 nucleotides long. NCBI's taxonomy places the organism in Eukaryota, Metazoa, Arthropoda, Ostracoda, Podocopida, Cyprididae. The record is from the annotation of a GenBank genome assembly.
UUUCGCUCUGCAUAUCUACUGUGAAUUUUAAGUCAAUGACAAUCAAUCGAUAUCCCCUUAGAAAUGUUUUCAACUCAAGGGGAACAUUGAAGGCUUCCCAAGCAAUGAAGAGGGUAAUCCGACCAGUCCCAAACAGUCCACGCGUGACCGAAUUCUCAAAUUAUUCCAUUCUGAAAACGUAAAUGCAACCCCUUGGUCUUGAUGAACAUGGCAGUGAAAAAAAUUCCCGAGGAAAAGCAACCCAUGCCCAAAGUGGAGCCAUUCGGCAACAGGAAUUUCCUCUACACUGACCUCAUACCCGGGACACAUGCGCUAGUCCAAUUCACCAUCAACCAGAAAAAGUACACCCGGGUUUGCGUCAUCAUUCAGGAGCCCGACGAAGACGGCGACGUGGCUGUGGUCAAACUGCGGUGUCUCAACGAGACCCAAAGGUUCUUCUACAUCGACAGCCAGGACGCCAUCGACGUCAAGUUUGAGCAAAUCGUGGAAACUUACCCGUCACCCGAAGUUUUUCCCUCCAACGGAGUCACCCACUUUUACUACGCACAGCCCAUAGAAGUCUUCGAAGAAGGGUUCAACAUCCGACACUCGAAAUGAUGCAUGCAACUAACGAAACUAGCUCAUGCAGAAGCAUCACAGGGGAAAAAUAAGGCAAAUGCUUCCUUCCAAUGAACCAUCCUCCAGUUUUUAUCCAUCACCCAACAGCACACUCGCAAUAUCACUUCCUGCAGUUUGCAGAAACAUUUCUUCUCGAAGAAGCCAAUUCUUUUGUCUUGAUGUAAAACAAGUUAACGUGCGUAACACA